CUUUUAUAUUAACUAAAGCUGAAUGAAAUGAAUUUAUUUAUUUCGCCUGCAUAACGUGACAAUUAAAUGAACAUGUUAAUUUUAAAAUUUGACAAAAUGCAGCAGCAGCUGUGGCUACUCGUACUGUUAUGCUUAACCCUACAAUGCCCCAGGCGCACACUUGCCCUGUUGGGCAUGCACAAAACUCAAGCAAACUUUGAAUUAUCGGAAAACGAUUCGCGUUACAUAUCAUAUCAAGAUUUGAUGUCAACAGCGAAACGAUUUUACGAACCCAAAUCGACGUGGUAUUCUGAAUUGCUCUUCGAUGUGUCUAGAAAUCAGGUUAUAGUUGGUGCCAGAGACACCUUGUUUCGCAUGUCUUUCGACUUGGAGCCGCUGGAGCGAGCCAGCUGGGAGGCGACGCCAGCCAAGAUAUUCAUGUGCCAGCAGAAAGGCCAGUCGGAGCGCUGGUGUCGCAACUAUGUGCGCGUGCUCCAUAGCUAUGGUGAGAACCAACUGUACGCGUGUGGGACGAACGCCUUUCAGCCAAGCUGCACAUGGCGCCAGAUGGAUAACCUAAAUGUUACCGAGACCGUUGAUGGUGUGGUCAAGUGCCCGUUUCAUCCGCAGGCGAACAGCACCAGCCUACUCCAGUCCAAUGGCAACAUCUUUGUGGGUGCCGCCACCGAUUUCUCUGGCAUGGAUAUGGCCAUCAUACGCACACCAGUUCAGCCCAAUCUGCCCGAGCCGAAGCGUUUUUUGCGCACUAAACAAUACAACAACAAUUGGUUGAAUGGCGCUCAGUUUGUGGGCAGCUUCGAGGCUGGCAGCUUUGUCUAUUUUCUGUUUCGCGAAUCUGCCGCUGAGCACAUGAGCUGUGGCAAGGCAAUCUACUCACGCAUAGCGCGUGUCUGCAAGAACGAUGCUGGCGGAGAUCAGAUGCUGCGCGAUAAUUGGACUUCGUUUUUGAAGGCGCGCUUGAACUGCUCGCUGCCCGGCGAUUAUCCUUAUUACUUUGAUGAGAUACAAGGCAUGAGCUAUGCCGAGUCGGAGAAUGUGUUGUACGCCACCUUCAGCACAACGGGCUCGAGCAUUUAUGGCUCUGCUGUCUGCGCUUACAAUCUGAGCGCCAUCAAUGCGGCCUUUGAGGGCGCCUUCAAGCAUCAGGAGCAUGCGGACGCCGCUUGGAAGACUGUGGAUACGCACAAGCGCAGUCAGUUCCAAUGUGCCAGCGGCACCAUGGCCUUCAAUCACUUGCUGGAGAGCUCGCGCUAUCAGCUAAUGGAUCAGGCCAUACAGCCCAUAGGCGCUGAGCCGCUUUAUCAUUCGCGCCUGGAACGCUUUAAGCACAUUGCGCUGGAUGUGGUGCAAACGCAGCAGGAGCAGCUGCAUAUGCUGUAUAUCUCCAGCAGUGGCAAUCACAUUAAGAAGCUCUCGGUCAAGUACAGUGCACAGAACAAGGCGCAAACCUGUCUCGUCGAGCUCUGGCAGGCGGAUGAUACGGGCACCACAGCGCUGUUGCACAUGUCCUAUCUGAAAGUGACCGAAUCGCUUUAUCUGGGCACAGAUCUGGCCUUGACGCGUGUGCCCGCCGAGCGCUGCAGCCGUCACGUCUCGCAGUCCAGCUGCUUCAAUGCCAUGGAUCCGUAUUGCGGCUGGAAUGAGCUGCUGGAACGCUGCACGCCCUACGAUCCCAAGCGGCAACAGCCUUGGCUGCAGCCCGCACAGUUCAGCUGUCCCGUGUUGACUUCACCCAUUGACGGCGCCUGGUCUGCCUGGUCGGAGUGGUCCGUUUGCCAGCAGCAUGAGCAGCCCGAUAGCAACUGCAUGUGCCGUCAGCGCAGCUGCAACAAUCCGCAGCCACAGCAUGGCGGCGCUAGCUGCGCAGGCAUCAGCACGCAAGUGGCCAACUGCACGCAACAUGGCGGCUGGACGGAGUGGUCUGCCUGGUCGCCCUGCUCUCAGAGCUGUGGCAUAGCCGUCAAGACGCGACGACGCACCUGCGGCAAUCCCAAGCCAGCACAUGGCGGACGCAUUUGUCUGGGUCCGGAGCAUGCUGAGAUGUACUGCUCGCAUCUGCCGCCUUGUCCAGUGGCCAAGCCUGCGGCUGUCGAUGGCGCCUGGGGUCCUUGGGGUGAGUGGAGCGAGUGCAGCGCGCAAUGCGGCGGCGGCUUUCGUUUUCGGCGACGCGAAUGCGAUGAUCCAAAGCCGCUCAAUGGCGGACUCGAAUGCACUGGCUGUCCCUUGGACUAUGAGGACUGCAACAUGCAAAGCUGCGUCGAGGUGCGCAAGCUCAGCGGCUGGACACCUUGGCUAACGGCCAAUGCAGGCAAUGCCAGCGAAGCGCAUGUGGAGAAACGUUAUCGUUACGCCUGUCGCGCCACCAGCGCGGAUGUCAGCUCGGUGCGCAUUAGCCUGGCCAAGGAGGAGACGCGCAACUGUCGCCAGGAUGGCAGCUGCCAACGGCACAACGAGCAUGAGCCCUCCACAGACAGCGAUGCCGAGUGGACGCCCUGCAGCGUCAGCUGUGGCGGUGGCACGCAGCAACGUCAACGCGGCCGCAGCACACAGAGUCGCGCCUGCAAUUUGCAGGCUUGUCCAACGGAGGAGCAGGACAACAGUAUUGAGAACGAGCUGGAGAGCGAGUGGAGCUGCUGGUCAGAGUGGAGCAGCUGCUCCGUAACCUGUGGCCUGGGCGUGCGUCGACGCACACGCAAGUGCCUGGGCGGCCAUGAGAGACUCUGCGCAGGACGCGCGCUGGAGGAGCAAAAAUGCGAGAUGGUGCCAUGUGAAGACUUUUUGGGCUGGAGUCCCUGGAGCGAGUGGUCCGAGUGCUCUAGCGAUGGCAUUCGCCUGCGUCAUCGUCGCUGUCUGGUGGAGCAGCCCUCAGGCGUGGAGUGUCGUGGCGCCGAGUUCGAGAAGACAGCCUGUGUGCCUGGCGAGUGUGCGGAGCUACACAGCGCAUCGAGCGCCAACUUGACUGCAAUCAUAUGCAGCUUAUUAGUAUUAACAGUGCUUUGUUGCCUGGCCACAUUCCACUUUACGCGCAAACGCUUUCUGUCCAGCGUGGAGGAGGCGCUCAAUCGAACCACCACCACCACGGCCAGCUUUGAUACAUAUCCCAAUCAGUAUUCCAGCCUGCCCACCAAGGAUUACUAUGAUCAGCGUCCCAAGCGUCAGUCCAGUUUCCGCAUGCCUGCCAAGAAUAGCAAUCUGUCUGGCGGUGCUGGCGGCGGCACGUUGAACCGCAACAACAUGCACCACAACAACACGCCCAAGGUGCUGGCCAAGACCUACAACGACUGCGAAACGGGCACGCUGAAGCGUCAAUCAGCGCUGAACAAUUGCCGCAGCAACAUCGACGAUGAAAAGUUUUAGUAGCCUAAGCGCCGCCAAUCCAUCUCCUACCCCACUAGUGCCAUUGGACGAACGAAUACAUUUUGCACUCUUCAGAGCAGAAGUUCCUUUCUUCUAACUCAUAUUGAGUUGUUUAAUCUUAAAGCAAGUGCUAGUUUUAGCAACAAGUUUAAGCGUAUCUUUAGUUUCAGUUCAGUUUGUUGAAUAUAUUUUGUUUGUUGAAAAUUAUGACCAUGCAUGCAUUUAAGUUAUAUGUUUAAUUUUAAAACAAAGGCGAGACUGAAUUUAUAAGUUUGUUUAGCAAUUUGAUAAACAAAAAUACAAAAUUAAAGCCAUGCAGUUAACUGAAAUUCUUCUAUGCAUAAGUAUGUUUAAUUCGUAAUGCUGUAAAAUGUUAGUGUUAAGCUAAUAUAUAUAGAUAUAGAAUGCCUAUGACAAUAAGAUUAACAAAGACACACAGUGUUUAUGCCAAUUGGCUUAUAAAAUA
Drosophila busckii is the source of this 3823-nucleotide messenger RNA. RefSeq names its product semaphorin-5A (gene Sema5c). Gene Ontology annotation, molecular function: semaphorin receptor binding; chemorepellent activity. The transcript is spliced from 11 exons. NCBI's taxonomy places the organism in Eukaryota, Metazoa, Arthropoda, Insecta, Diptera, Drosophilidae. Gene Ontology annotation, biological process: positive regulation of cell migration; neural crest cell migration; negative regulation of axon extension involved in axon guidance. The coding region runs from base 67 to 3357 and encodes 1096 amino acids. The record is from RefSeq and is a predicted model, not a curated record.